UUCUAUUAGGUUUCUCUUUGUUCCGGGCUAAUACUAUUCGACCCUAUCCCACAAUUCAAACGAGAAUUUAGUUCCAAGUCGGUCAGUUUUAUAUCUGAAACAUUAUCAGUUUCUGUCGUUCUUUGAACGAUUCAUUCUUCAAUCUCGCACGUUCUGUUACCGGCAACCUAGAAAUCCGUGCAUCCCUAUAAUCCAAGAUGGCGGCGACCAAUUCAUCGACAGGGCGGCGGUUUAAAGGGAUGUAGAUGUGACGGAGGAAAAUAUAUUGAAAAGUACGUCGUAAAGUAUCUGUAAAAUAAUUUUCCGUUGACAGCUCGAGUUAGACAAAGGGACAUUUUACCCGGUAUAGGUUAAGUUUUCGCGACUCGAUAAUGACCGGUUUGACAUUUGCUGGCUUGGUUUCCGAUGCAGAAAUGGUUCACAAGGACUUAGCUACCAAUCAUUUUCCAAUAUAGCGCGCUGAAAAAGCUCCUCUCCUCAAUUUUGCUGCCGGGCAAAAGCGUUGUUCAUACGGAAGUCGAAGGGCUAUUGAUAGAAAAUGGGCGACCAGGGUCGAUGGAGAAUAUAUUUGGCCCAGUUGAGGGCCAUGCUUAAAAGGAAUUUGCUUUUGAAGAAAAGGGACAGGAGACGAACACUGGCGGAAGUUCUUCUGCCAAUAUACACGUUAGGAGUGUUAUUCCUGAUCAAGAUAGCCAUGCCAAAUCCGAAUUUUCCCGAAAUGAAUCGACCACGAGGUGAAGCUGAACUAUUGGCAAAUUUUAGAAAUUUUAGCCACUCGGUUGCAGUUGUACCUAAUUCUACAGAAGUCCAGGACUUUUUGAGAACUAUCGAUGAUCUCUGGGACAAUAUAAAUGCAAAACAGCAAAGAAGGGUACCACCUAUUGCUUGGGUUAUAUAUCCGAGUAUAGAAGAAUUAUUAACGGCGUACUGGAUGGAACCAAAUGAUAUACCGAUAGCAGUAAUUUUUCAAAAUUCAGAUCCUAUAAAUAACCCGUUGAGCUAUGAAAUACGUACCAAUCCAAAUAUUUAUGGUACUCCAUCGACAACUCAAUUGUUCAGCUCGCCAGCAAAAUGUAGGGAGUACAAUUCGUUUUGGCAGCAUGUGCCUGGAGUACCUACACCGGUACUACCCGAAGCCAUCGAAGUGGGCGAAAGUUGCCCGGUUAAUCAAUAUUAUUACUCUGGUUUCCUCGCUCUACAAGCUUUAAUAGAUUUCACCAAAAUAAAAUUAGAUGCCGGUAUUGAGAAUCUGGAUGUACCCAGUAUCCUACUAGAAAUGUUUCCUAAAUCGUCGUACACCGGAAGCUGGAUGGUGAUAGUUCGUGUUCUAAUUCCAUUUUAUACGGUUAUUGCAUUGUCUCAGUUUAUUACGUACUUACUUAUUCUAAUUGUCGGGGAGAAGGAGAAGAAAAUAAAGGAGGGCAUGAAAAUUAUGGGGCUGUACGACUCGGUAUUCUGGCUAUCUUGGUUUAUUAUAUACGCAAUAUUUGUCUUACUGCUGACAAUAAUUUAUUGUUCUUUAGUUUUUGCUCUGAAUAUUUUUACCAAUACCAGCUUUGGAAUGAUAUUUUUACUGAUUUUUAUGUACUCAUUGAGCAUUAUUAUGUUUGGAUUUAUGAUAACGCCUUUCUUUGACAAGUCUAGGACAGCUGGUAUUUUGGGCAAUUUUGCCGUUACCAUAUUGAGUUUAUUCUAUUUCAUACAAGUAUUUGCUAGAGACUCCAGUUCAAUAGCUCUUUGGAUGGUCUCACUAAUAAGCCCAGCCGGAUUUGCAUUAGCUAUGGACAAGGCUUUACUCAUGGAUCUAGCCGGUCAAGGUGUAAAUUUGUCGAAUGUUUGGGAUGGACCAGACAUGCCGUUUGGCGGAAGCUUGAUUAUGAUGGCGGUUGACGUUGUUUUAUAUGGAUUUAUAGCAUAUUAUUUAGAUAAUGUUGUACCAAGUGAACAUGGUGUUAAGAGAUCGCCAUUUUUUUGUUUCAAUCCAUCAUUUUGGUGUACAAAGCGUCCAGCAAAUAAAAUACCUCUGUCUAAUGGGGAAUCCUUGGGAUCUGUAGGUUCGCUAAACACAGGUGAAGAGGUAUUGACAGAUUUUGAACCUUUACCGAGAGAAAUGAAAGGAAGAGAAGCAAUCAAAAUUGUAGAUUUGUACAAAUCCUUUCAUCAUUUUAGAAAACCAGAAGUUAAGGCCAUCAACGGUAUUAAUCUCACAAUAUAUCAGGGCCACAUUACGGCAAUAUUGGGCCACAAUGGAGCAGGGAAAACUACUUUAUUUAAUAUUUUAACAGGACUUACAGCACCUACUUCUGGAACAGCUUAUAUUUUUGGAUACGAUGUUAGAAAUCAAAAUGAAAUGGAUCAGAUCCGUCGGAUGACUGGAGUGUGCCCCCAACAUGAUAUACUGUUCGAUAAUUUGACACCUAAAGAGCAUUUGGAAUUUUUUGCAAACGUCAAGGGCAUUCCAUCUUCAAAAAUCGAACAGGAAGUUAGUAAGACCUUAAAAGAUGUCGAUUUAACAGAGAAAGCAAACGCAUUUGCGAGGCAUCUUAGCGGAGGACAAAAGAGAAAACUCUCUGUUGGUAUUGCGGUUAUAGGAGAUCCUAAAAUUGUAAUCUUGGAUGAACCCACUGCUGGUGUUGACCCGUAUUCAAGAAGGCAUAUGUGGAAUUUACUGCAAAGCCGCCGACAUGGCAAAAUUAUUUUAUUGACAACACAUUUCAUGGAUGAAGCUGAUAUAUUAGCGGACAGAAAAGCUGUUGUCUCAAAAGGAAGUAUACGGUGUUGUGGAAGUUCGUUGUUCUUAAAAAAUAAGUUCGGAAUUGGUUAUCAUCUAACGUUAGUUCUUGAAGGUAAUCCAAAGGAGCAGGCGAUAGCAAGACUUGUAACUACGCAUGUUCCCAAGGCCGAAAAAGCAAGGAGGCACGGGAGGGAAUUGAGUUUUAUUUUACCCCACAACGCUGUAGAUAAUUUUGCUUCUUUAUUUAGUGCCAUCGAACUGGAAAUUAAUAAUAAAAGUAGUAAAAUAGGUAUUUCGAGUUAUGGAGUUUCAAUGACAACUUUAGAAGAAGUCUUUCUUCAUUUAGAGAAAGGAGAAGAUGAACCUGAUGAAGCAGUAGAAAAUUUGUCAAAAAAGAUUGUACGAAAUCGAGCUCUUAGUCGAAGCUUAAGUUUGCAAAGUAAAAGUACGAGCUAUCAAAGCCUACAGAACGAAGGAAAUAGUUUACUUUCCAAUGGACAAGACUCAAAAGGUGGAGGAGAUGUUACGGAAAUUGGAUGUUUGGAAGCCAUAUCAGAAACUAAAUCACCAAUCACCGGCAUUGGUCUAGAAAAGAUUGAAUGUAAUCCUAACGCAUAUCAAACUAUUUUGGCAUUGGUUAAAUUAAGAACUUUGAGGCUGUGCAGAGAUUUACAGAAACUCUACUUUAUGAUAUUAUUACCGUUACUUUGUGCCGUUUUAAGCUUGUAUUUCAAUAAUUAUUUCCAAAGUGCGGAAAGCAUCAGCAAAUCGCUGGAACUAAAUGGUACGACUUACGAAGGAAUGAGUACGAUUGCGAUUCACAACGAAUCUAGCAGUGACAUUACACAAUUUAUUGAUCAGCUAAUCAACCUAGGCGUACGUCAAAUUGACACAUAUGAUGGCAAUUUUUCAUCUUUAUUAAGUUUUGCUCCACAUCUUGCAGCAUUUAAUAUCUACAGCUUUUCUGACAACGACUACAAAAUUACCAUACUAUAUAACGAUACUUUUCAACAUAGUCUGCCAAUAACGUUAAAUCUAAUAAGCAAUAGUAUUUACAGGUUGUUAACUCCAGAUAAAAUUUUGUACGGAAAUUUUGAGCCGAUUAAAGUUAUGACUCAACCAUUCCAACAAACUAUGCAACCAGAAGGACUCAAUGUAGCUGCUACAACGGCUACCAUUUGUGUCGGUACUGUUUUUGUCAUGAUUCCUAUCAGUCUGGCUAUUGAUUUGGUCUAUGAUAGAGAGAUGAAAACUAAAAAUCAGCUCCGUGUAAAUGGUCUGUCAACUUCUACGUAUUUCUUAACAUACUUUCUGGUAUUGUGCGUAAUAAUGGUUGUGAUAUGUGCAAUUCUGGUCAUAAUAAUGGUAGCCUUUGAUAUUCCCGGAUUGAGGGAGUGGCCCUCAAUUGUUACAUUUAGCGUUUUAAUAUUUCUGUAUUGCCCUUCGUCGAUAUUAAGCUGUACCUGUUUGAGUUACAUAUUUGACAAAACCGAUUCAGCCCAAUCCAUACUACCCAAUAUUGCAACAUUUAUUGGGUGGAUACCUUCAAUUUUUGUUAUCGGUUUAGAUGUGAUGAAUGUUGGUAAACAAAUAGCAAUGAUCCUUCACUGCCUUUUCUCCUUAACGAACACCAUGUACAUACCUUGUGCUAUACUGUACUAUAUUCAGCGCGUAUAUCGCCUGUGUAGCAUAAAUUUAGCCUGUGAUAGACUUAAUUUAGCUAGUUACUGUACACCCGAAAUAAUUAUUUUACUAGUGGGCAUGAUAGUUAAUAUCCCUCUGUGGUUCAUGCUCCUGCGGGUCGUGGAUGUGGUUAAAAGUGGUGGCAGGGCAAGUGAUGCAUUCCAAUUUUUACAAAAGAAUAAAACUGAAGAUAUUAGUGAGAUUAUUGAUUCAGACGUUGGCACAAAUGAGGACCAAGACGUUAAAGACGAAAAAAACAAAGUUCUCAAUCUAACAGCUAUGCACGAUGGGACUCCACCAGUUGUAAUGGUUCAGAACUUAAACAAAGUAUAUAAAAAUCAAACUAAAGGAUCGUCAUGUUGUAAAUUCGAUGACGAAGAAGAGAAAAUUAAGGUUGCUGUAAAAUCGUUAUCAUUAGCGGUAGAUGCUGGGGAAGUUUUUGGAUUAUUAGGUCAUAAUGGCGCUGGAAAGACCACUACAAUGAAAAUUAUUACUGCAGAAGAAGCUCCAACAAGAGGAAAAGUUUAUAUUGGUGGACAAAGUAUAACUUCCAAUCUGAAUUCUGCUUUUCAAUUACUAGGGUAUUGUCCUCAGCAUGACGCCUUAUGGAGAAAUAUAACAGUACGCGAGCAUUUAGAGAUUUAUGCUGCGAUUCGAGGGGUCCCUUAUGAGGAUAUCGAUAGAAUUGUUAAUAACUAUAUAAACGGUUUGCAGAUUCAUGACCACGUUGAUAAGCAAGUGAAACAGUGUUCGGGCGGCACAAAAAGGAAACUUAGUUUUGCCAUGUCUAUGAUAGGAAAUCCAAAAAUAGUGCUGCUCGAUGAGCCCAGUACUGGCAUGGAUCCAAGAAGUAAGAGAUUCCUGUGGGACACAAUACUUGCUAGUUUUCAGGGAUCAAGAGGUGCAAUUUUAACUACGCACUCAAUGGAAGAAGCAGAUGCUUUAUGUUCGAGAGUAGGCAUCAUGGUUAAAGGAGAAUUAAGAUGUUUAGGUUCUACGCAACACUUAAAGAAUCUUUAUGGUGCUGGAUAUACACUAGAAAUGAAACUAAAAGGUGGGGAAUCUACUCCCACUUCAGAAACAGGUGACAGACUGGAACAACUAAAGGAGUUUGUAUUAGAGUUGUUCCCUGAUGCAACGCUACAGGAAACCUUUGUAGAUAGGUUGGUCUUCAGUGUCCCUCAACAAAGUGUUCCAUCUUUAGCUAAUUGUUUUAUGCAACUUGAAAAAGCAAAACUGGAACUAGAAAUUGAAGAAUAUAGUUUUAGCCAAACAACGUUAGAACAAGUGUUUCUGAAAUUUGCCCAGUACGAUGAAGUUAAUGGAGAAUAAAUUUGGCCUAAUAUAAAAUUAAUUACGUGAACUUAUUUUUCUAUAUACUUUUUAGAAACUUAUACAUCUUCUUAUGAAAUAAGUUUGAUGAGGUAUAAAACUACCUUAACGUUCAAAUUGUAGGAUUGCUUUUAAAUUAAUUUUAGAUCGCUUUUCUGUAAAUAUUAUAUUUAUUUAAUCACUAAAUAUGUAUUAAUUGAAUUUGUUGACAAGUGAUUUAGAUUGUAAGGGAAAAACGGUUGGAAUAAAAUUUGUAAAUUGGGGUUAAUGAAGUAAUGUGAUAACCGGUAUGAUGUAUUAUACAAAAUUAAUAAGAAAAUAAACAUGGAAUUUUGAAAUGGAGUUGAUAUGAAUCUAUUAUACAAAGGAUAAAAUUUUAUUUUAAAUAGUUUAGUAAGAUAAUUUUAAUAUUUAAUAUAAGAUUGAUCUUCUUUAUUGUUUUAUAGCUUCAUUUUUUUAACGCAUUGCUUAAAAAAAACAUCGUACUAUCAAGAAGGUUUGAUCAUAAAACAUGUUUCUCAUAUAUUGUGUUGUAAUUUUUUUGUGUGUCAUAUACACUCACUGGCACGAAAUACGGGCACCUUAAAAUUUUGAUGUUCUUUAAAAUUUAACAUAUUUUGUUCUAGUGGGCCAAUUUUGAUGAUUUUUUAAG
Sitophilus oryzae (rice weevil) is the source of this 6401-nucleotide messenger RNA. RefSeq names its product ATP-binding cassette sub-family A member 5-like. Gene Ontology annotation, cellular component: membrane; intracellular membrane-bounded organelle. Gene Ontology annotation, biological process: lipid transport; transmembrane transport. The transcript has 30 exons. Lineage: Eukaryota; Metazoa; Arthropoda; Insecta; Coleoptera; Curculionidae. The record is from RefSeq and is a predicted model, not a curated record. Gene Ontology annotation, molecular function: lipid carrier activity; ATP hydrolysis activity; ABC-type transporter activity. Bases 539 to 5749 code for a protein of 1736 amino acids.